Molecule: messenger RNA, 1444 nt
Organism: Bombyx mori (domestic silkworm)
Lineage: Eukaryota; Metazoa; Arthropoda; Insecta; Lepidoptera; Bombycidae
Exons: 6
Coding region: 1-1353 (450 amino acids)
Source: RefSeq, a predicted model, not a curated record
AUGAGCAACUUUCCUGAUUCUUGGAAACAAGCCUACGUUGUUCCUAUCCCAAAAAGCCCCAAUCCUAUUUUGCCAUCUCAGUUCCGGCCUAUAUCUAUACUUCCUUUUCUUUCCAAAGUCCUUGAGCACAUUGUCCACCGUCAGCUGUCGUCUUUUCUCCUCUCCCACAAUCUUCUUAGCUCCUUCCAAUCUGGUUUUCGCAAGGGCCACAGCACGGUUACAGCUCUUCUUAAAGUGACCGAUGACAUUCGCUGGGCCAUGGAAAACAAACAACUAACUUUAUUAGUGUUGUUAGAUUUCAGCAGCGCUUUUAACUCUGUUGACUUCGAUGUUCUGCUCGAAAUACUCAAAUCAAACAAUAUCUCCUCGUCUGCUAUUAACUGGUUUGAUAGUUACCUUCGGGGGCGCUCGCAAUGUGUCCGUCUUGACGAGACUUUCUCGGAUUGGCAGAACGUCAGUGCGGGCGUUCCCCAAGGUGGUGUUCUUUCUCCUCUUCUGUUUUCUGUGUUUAUAAACUCUGUCACUAGGCUUAUAUCUUCUAAAUUCCACCUCUACGCAGACGAUCUCCAGCUAUAUCGCCACUUCUCGGAGCCUGAAGUUGAAUCGGCUAUUGCUGCGAUGAACAGUGAUCUGAAGUCUAUCAGUGAAUGGAAUUUAACAAACAUCGAAACAUUACAGAAAGAUGCAACGAAAUAUGCAAGUUUUGCACCACCGAGGCGUCACGUUUCGUUAAAGGAAACGCCGGACAAUGCACUAUCCAGUACCAGUCACAGUCGAGGGUUGCUACACCAAGAGCACUCAGGUUAUGCAUUAAACGAAUACGAAGAAACGCCUUACGUUCAUGGCAUCGAGUACAAUGUUCCAGAUGAACAUUCGGUACCUUAUGAUCAUAAGUAUUAUGAUCGUGAGCCUCACCAUUACGCGCCACACUAUUUGGAACACGGAUACCGUUACAAGCCUUAUAAUCACGCAUUAGCGGCGAAAACACUUCUCUGGCCAAUAGCCGGUAUUGCCCUGCUGGGAGCAGCGGCUGCACUUGUUACCAAUCCUGUUCUAUUGCAACUAGGCGUUGUCUCCGGCAGGAAACGGCGUGACAUUGACGACAUACAGGGCCCGGAUUACAAUAAAAAACUACGGGACAUCCCAACGAAACUUGACAAGGCGUUUGAACCUAAUAUAGCAGUUCAACAUGUAGCAGACUUUCAUCACAGAAUGACUAAUUGGAAGGAAUUUAUGGCAGUGAAACACGCCGACAGAACCGUUAAGAAAAAUAACGAUUUCAUAAAACUAAACAUUGACAAAAGCGAUGAAGAUCAAAACUUUGUUCCGAUACCUUUAAUCAGAAAGCAAUAAAGACAUCUACUUUCAUAGAUUCAGAUUGGAGAGACGUACACUAUUUUUUUUGUGAAGAACAAGAUAUAAUAAUAAUAAAAUUGUGUACCAU